Thelazia callipaeda (thelaziosis nematode) is the source of this 1299-nucleotide messenger RNA. Lineage: Eukaryota; Metazoa; Nematoda; Chromadorea; Rhabditida; Thelaziidae. The record is from the annotation of a GenBank genome assembly.
AUGCCAAAUUAUCUUGGUGAUAAUGUGGAAGACUCCAAAAAGGAUGAAGAAGACAAACCUUUUCAGUCUCUCGAUGAAAAUGACAUCGCAGUUUUAAAAAGAUAUGGACAAGGGGCGUAUUCAGAACAGCUAAAACAGCUUGAGAUUGAUAUUGAAGAGUGCGUUAAAAAAGUAAAUGAAUUAUCCGGCGUGAAGGAGAGUGAUACGGGACUUGCCCCGCCUGCUCUUUGGGAUAUUGCUGCUGAUAAGCAAGCAAUGCAGAGUGAACAACCUCUUCAGGUAGCGCGUUGUACUAAAAUAAUUACAAGUGAGGGAAAUGAACCUCGUUAUCUAAUAAACGUAAAACAGUUUGCUAAAUUUGUGGUUGAUCUAGCAGAUACUGUUGCACCUACUGAUAUUGAAGAAGGCAUGCGAGUUGGUGUAGAUCGUAAUAAAUAUCAAAUUCAUCUUCCUUUACCGGCUAAAAUUGAUCCAUCAGUCACAGUUAUGCAGGUUGAAGAAAAGCCUGAUGUGACAUACGCUGAUGUUGGUGGGUGUAAGGAACAAAUCGAAAAACUGAGAGAAGUAGUUGAAACACCUUUGUUACACCCUGAACGUUUUGUUAAUUUGGGUAUUGAACCACCAAAAGGUGUGUUGCUCUACGGACCUCCAGGAACUGGCAAAACUCUUUGUGCUCGUGCUGUUGCAAAUCGAACAGAUGCUUGUUUCAUCAGAGUCAUAGGUUCCGAAUUAGUACAAAAGUAUGUCGGCGAAGGCGCUCGUAUGGUACGAGAACUUUUUGAAAUGGCUCGCAGUAAAAAAGCUUGUUUGAUAUUCUUCGAUGAAAUUGAUGCUGUAGGUGGUGCUAGAUUUGACGAUGGGAUGGGUGGUGAUAAUGAAGUUCAGCGAACUAUGCUUGAAUUGAUUAAUCAGUUAGAUGGUUUCGAUCCUCGUGGAAAUAUCAAAGUAUUGAUGGCAACUAAUCGACCUGAUACACUAGAUCCAGCUCUAGUUCGACCUGGCCGAUUGGACCGGAAAAUAGAAUUUGCCUUACCAGACUUGCCUGGUCGCACACAUAUUUUGAAAAUUCAUGCAAAACAAAUGAGUGUUGAAAGAGAUAUUCGUUAUGAUUUACUUGCACGUCUGUGUCCUAACAGCACUGGUGCUGAAAUUAGAAGUGUGUGUACGGAGGCAGGUAUGUUUGCAAUACGUGCUCGAAGAAAGCUUGCUACAGAGAAAGAUUUCUUGGAAGCUGUGAAUAAAGUGAUCAAAGGUUACGCCAAGUUCAGCGCAACACCGCGUUAUCUAACACAUAAUUGA